Molecule: messenger RNA, 5113 nt
Organism: Sardina pilchardus (European sardine)
Lineage: Eukaryota; Metazoa; Chordata; Actinopteri; Clupeiformes; Clupeidae
Gene: ube2ql1
Product: ubiquitin-conjugating enzyme E2Q family-like 1
Exons: 3
Coding region: 455-1273 (272 amino acids)
Source: RefSeq, a predicted model, not a curated record
CGUCCAGGUACAGCGAAAGCGAGUGUUCUCAGAGCUUCGUACAAACCAGCUAUAACAGUGUGUGUGUGUAUGUGUGCUCUUGCUUUCGCGACGGAUUAGGCUAUCGGAUUGGUUCUUUCCGAGCAACAUAGCGCUAGUGUUGCCGCAGCUGCGGUUACAUCAAAGGCUUUGGCUUAGAUAGACCAGACCCAGCCGAACUCAGGAUUAACAGUCAUCUGCAACCCGAUAUCGUUUUGGAGUCACUGUCCGUUGUAAACACUAAACGGAACAGGUGCACCAUCGUGUUAUUUUGCAGUUUGAAUUCGCCGGAACGAUGCAUUGAGGACGGCUACAUGCAAUCGCCCUGUGGUCAUCUUCCGAGCCUGUAGUGAACUAAGGUUCGCGUGCGUUCGUCGACAACGACAUAGUACGCAUCUGGAGAACUCUUUACGGGGGAUUGUGAAUAUCAACAACAAUGGCAACCCUUCUGCGUAAAAUCGGACUUAUUCGUCUGCACGACCGCGACACAGAGGACCCGAAGCAUCACCAAGGCUCGUUGAAAGGGACUAAGGGCAACCAGAAAAACAACACGAAGCACUGUAAUACCAGCAAUGAGACGAACAUCCUUAGCACCCCCGAAAUUAAGGCUAAGAAAUUCGAUCAUCCUGUUAAGGACAAACCGCCCGUUAAGGACAAACAACAGGGCAAGGACACGAAAGAGAAACAGCAAAGUAGCAAGUCCAGUAGCUCGAUACCCUCGUUGGCGCCCCACAGACAACACUGCACCCAGGUCCGGACACGGAGAUUGAUGAAAGAACUGCAAGAGAUCCGACGACUGGGUGACAACUUUAUAACCGUAGAGCUGAUGGAUGAUAACCUCUUUGAAUGGAAUGUGAAGCUGCACCAGGUGGACAAGGACUCCGCGCUGUGGCAGGACAUGAAAGAGACGAACACUGAGUUCAUAUUGCUGAAUGUCACUUUCCCCGACAAUUUCCCCUUCUCGCCGCCUUUCAUGCGAGUGCUUACCCCGAGGCUGGAGAACGGCUACGUUCUCGAUGGAGGAGCUAUUUGCAUGGAGUUGUUAACCCCCCGAGGCUGGUCCAGCGCAUACACGGUCGAGGCCGUCAUGAGGCAGUUUGCUGCGAGCCUUGUGAAAGGACAGGGGCGGAUCUGCAGGAAAGCUGGCAAGUCCAAGAAGGCCUUUAGCCGUAAGGAGGCCGAGGCCACCUUUAAGAGCCUUGUGAAGACCCACGAGAAGUACGGCUGGGUAUCUCCCCCCGUGUCUGACGGCUGAGUGCAACCUUCUCCAGUCGGGGGACAUGGGGAUGUGGCCAACCCGCCACGUGGCUCUUUUUUGGUCCCUUUUCCUUCUUCUUCUGCCUCUUCCUCCUACUUCUUCUUCUCCUUCUUCUUCUUCUUCUUCGUGUUUUUCUUCGUCUACUUGUUCCUCGAAUACUACCACUUCCCUUCCUCUGUCUCUCACCAUCGAACUUUAUGGAAAACAAAUAUGAGAAAAAAAAAAAGAUCUACUGAUAAACAGCCACCAUUACUAUACUGUACUUGACACUACACACGGUAGAGUGCAUCUCUUUCACACAAAAACAUCAAACACAGAUAUGCACACUCACAUACUGUACACACACAGACACGCACACACACAGACAGACAGACAGACAGACAGAUACACGUGUAAAUCUCCAUCUUCUUCCGACUGUUCACCCAGGAGCCACAGUCCGAGCGUUCGCUCGAGAGGACACGGCGUGUCGGGUAGGGGGGGUAAAGACCCCCCCCCCACCCCCCUGCUUUUGCCCUCCACCCACCACCAACACCAGCACCACCAGUAUCCCUCUCCCCUGUCUUCUUACAUCAAUGUAUCUUUCACAUCAGAACACCCAUCCCCUACCUACACCCCCACUCUCCCCUCCACAAGCUGUUGAGCGCACUGCUCCCGAGUGACGUCAGACUUUUCUCCCAUUUACAUGCUAAUGACAUUGUUAAAUAUUUAAUAAUAGACAGGCCGAGCAGCAGGGCACAUGUAAGGCUCAUUCUCCCCCUUUCUCCCCCCACUCUUCUUUGGCUGUGCUGUGAUUCACAGUUCAAUGCAACAUGAAGAUUGUACUUAAUGUGGAGCUGUGCUCUUCUGUCUCUCUCUCUCUCUCUCUCUCUCUCUCUUCCUCUCUCUCUCUCUGUCAUUCUUUCAUUCUACUCUCUCUCUCUUCUCUAUCUCUAUUGCGUGCGUGUGGCUAAAUUUAGACAUCACUGUGUUGCGUAGCUGGUCAUUGAUUUCUAAUGGAGAAAAAAAAUCCCAUGCAUAUGCAGAGGUACUUUAAAGAGAAAAAAAAAAAACAGAAUGGCUACUACUACUACAGAGUGAACUACUGUACGCUCUCUGUUCAUUAUAUCAUUUUUGUGUGUGUGUGUGUGUGUGUGUGUUUGGAGGAGACCAAAAGCCUAUAAUUCUCAUGAUUUAGAUACCAGAUGGCCAGCAACGAAUGUCAGAGCCUCAGUUGGAUUUGAUGAGAGGGGUGUGUGCCUGUCAUUGUGUGUGUGUGUGUGUGUGUGUGUGUGUGUGUGUAUGCGUGUGUGUUUGUUUAAGACACAUUGUGUAGUGUAGUGGAAAGAAUCACAACAGGAGAUAUUCGUCGGGCUUGAUGGAGAUGUGCUUGUCUCGCUCGCGGUAGCCUGACACUAUUAUUUGCUGGUGCCAUGGUGGCUUUUGAUGGACUUGUCAGUGCCCAGGAAGAUUGGCUCUCACUCGCCGGUGCCGUGAUUGCGGCUGUUAUGAAGUGCUGGCCCUCGGACAUAAUGCCUCCUCGAGACAGCCAAUCUCAAGCCCUCGGAAAGCCCUGUUAUUGUUUCCGAGCAUAUUGCUUCAAUUAAUAUCUCUGCUGCUGGUCUCCAAUCACAGAAGUCCAAUUUGGCAGUUGGUGUCGGCACCGUUUUCUAACAAACCGCCCCGCGUGUACCGUAAUUUCCCGUCUACGAACCAAGGUUUAUACCUUGAUAACCAAAUUUCUUCAGAUAUGAGGUUGAUACACAGGGGCGGGCUACACGGGAAAUUACUGUACGUCACAUCAGCCAUGCACUAUCAGCGGCAAACGAAAGACGUCAAGCUCGCCAAAGCUGCCGCGGUUGCACGCCUGCCAUGCUAGGUUGCAACAGGCUCAUGCGUUAGCCUUGGCGUGUUGUGGCAUCUGACCUGGCGUGUUGACAGACCUAACCGUGUGGGAUGGGGGGGAAGUGUCAGAGAGCCACGGCAGCAGUAGAUUUUGUCAUGUAGAGGGGCGGCAUGGAUACAGUAGGGACAACCUGUUCCGAUCCGUAGACGUCAUAGACCAGCUGAGACUCUUGGCAUAAAAUGGUGUUUGGAUAUAGCUUAGUGGGUGUCACAAGAUCAACAUGUUACUGGGAAAAACAGCAACGUUGAAGAAGUGUUCAGUAGGUUUGACUAAGACUGGUUGAUGGUGGAAUUCUUUGUCUGGAUUCUUUUUUGUCAGCUUCUCCUUAGAAUCCUAAGAGGGCCAGCAAUUGGGUGUACUGUGGUGUCUUAAGUUAUGUUAACAUCCACAAACCCCGGGAGAAAGUAUGCAUUGUACAUGCAUAGUAUCAAGUUAAAGUAUUUAUUUUUAUGUCAUUUAAACUGAAAUGCACUGAAUGGGAUGUGACAAUUCAGGGAGCAGGGACAAUAGAGUGCUGGUGAGACUGAGAUGGCAUGUAAUUGAGAUUAAUUGGGGGGACUGUACGCCAAAUCCCAAUUUCCACUCUCCUCUUUCCCACAGUAUUGUAACAUCAAUGGUGAGGGAGAUUUGAGGUGUCUUGCCCAGUGCAUGCAUGUCUCUUUCUAUGCAAAGCAGUGCACAACGGAAGGCCUCAAAGCAUGGGAUCCAUCAGUGCUGUCGGGACUCGAAAUGUCAUACCGAAAGCUGCUAAUUAAUGUGACAUUUUGAAGAAAAAGAAGGAUAGAUACCCGAGGAAUAAUUUAGCUACUCACCCCCCUGAUUUCACAUUAGUACACUUCCCCAUGCAGAGAGGUCAAGGAGGGACAGGAUUCUUGCGAUGAGAUUAUUAUUUUUUUUUCCCAGGCGAGCUUUUACCCAGUCUUUGUCAUCAUCUUUACCCUCGGAAGGGGAAAAGUAGAACGAGUCUGUUGGAGAGCCUAGAACGAGGGGUUGAUUUCGGCUCUCCUCGUACGUGCGUCAUUUUUUUUUACACCCCGCCUCUUCAUCCGACACAAAAAUAGCAUUCCUUCCUGUACUCUAGCCGUACUUUGUUUGAUGACAUUUUGUAUCACAGCACUUGGGCGCUUUUUUUUUGGUUUCUAAUGCCAAUUAUGUAACAAGCUGGAUGGCUCAGUACAGAUCUCACAUGUCGGGUCUGGUAUCAAAUAGAAGUGCUUUUGAUCUUCUCCAACGUUCUCUUUUGGGCAGUCACUGAAAAAAGUGGUUAUGUAUUCCUAUGGCCGUAGCAAGAGAGCUCUGUGAAAAGUGGCUAAGUAUACUAAGUCGAAAUAUCUCAAAAAUUGGGUGUUCGCCAGUUUAAAGAGCAUAAUUUUGUGAUAUAGUUUAGAUUGGUAGUUUACAUAAACUAACUAACUGAGUUAAUUGUCCAAAACAAGUGAGAUGAUUCUGUUGUAUUAUAACUGCAUGUGGUCUGUGAUUGUUAGCUAGCUAUGUUAUUUUUUUUCUGUUUUUAUUUUCUAGAAAAGGAAGAAAAUUUUGAAAAAAAGAACUGAAUGUCUUUUUUUUUCUUAUUGGUUCUUUAUUUUUCAAGUUCUCAUGUCCAGGUUUUUUUUUUAACGUCCGAACAAUGUCAAAUUGUGUUCUAUGAAUGUUUGUGUUUUAAUUUAUUUGUGGUUUGCCAAACUGAAGAUUUUGAAGCAUGUUGCAGGUAUUGUCACAGAUUAAAAAGAUGAUGAUAAAAGAAAAAAACAAACUCAUUUAAGAAUGAUAUGUACCUGAAGCAAGUGGAGUCACGUGUGUAGCUAUCUCAGGCUCCAGGGACUGUCGGGAAUAAACUACAAGACUUCGUGUGGUCCAGUGCACCGCGCAUACAACAUUGCAGGUCAUAGUCGGAGCAAAACCAAACAGGAAUGUGCAAUAAAAGUUGUAGGCUUAUUCUACCCUACUGAACAUAA